ACACCAACAAUGAGGUUAUCUACAUCUGGACAGCAGAUGAUGAGAAAUCUGUUUCUGUGGCUCCUGAUGGCUCUAGACUCAACCAGUAUGACCUGUUGGGCCAUGUCAUUGGCAAAGAGACCAUCAGCUCCAGUACAGGAGAAUAUGUGGUGAUGACAACGUAUUUCCAUUUGAAACGGAAAAUUGGCUAUUUCGUGAUCCAGACGUAUCUCCCCUGCAUAAUGACCGUCAUUCUGUCUCAGGUCUCCUUCUGGUUGAACCGGGAGUCCGUUCCAGCACGUACCGUCUUCGGUGUCACAACUGUCCUGACCAUGACGACACUGAGCAUAAGCGCCCGGAACUCACUUCCCAAGGUGGCUUAUGCAACAGCUAUGGACUGGUUUAUGGCAGUGUGCUAUGCUUUUGUCUUCUCUGCUCUCAUUGAGUUUGCCACUGUCAACUACUUCACAAAGCGCAGCUGGGCCUGGGAUGGUCAGAAGGAGGCCCAGGAGAUGCGGAGGCGAGAGUCGGCUUCCUUCUCCAAGAAAACCAACAACACUUUCAACAUCGUGGGAACCACCUACAGCAUGAGCGUAGCCAAAGAUCCCGGACUGACAACCGUCUCCAAGAGUGCCACAUCCACGUCCACCCCAUCCCAGCCGGUCCGAGAGAUCCGGCUGCCCAAAAUGGAUGGGGAAUACGUGCCGGAGGGUGGGAGAAAGUCAUACAAUCGUGUCAGCAAAGUGGACAAGAUCUCUCGUAUCAUCUUUCCAGUGCUCUUCUUCAUCUUCAACCUGGCUUACUGGGCCACUUACGUCAACAGAAAGCCGACCAUCAACCGGUCCAGCCCACAGAAAUGAACAUGGAAACCAGAAACAAAUAAAUAAACUGCCAGUCCAGUCUUAAUCAGUAACAUGAUGCUACUGUGUUCAUUUUCAUUUUUUAAGCAACCAUGUAGAUUUUUUUGUUUGUUUGUUUUUUUUGUAUUUGCCAUUUCAUGUGUUGCAUGAGUAAAGUAUGACAGUAUUGCUGGUCUUGUACAGAUGGCCAUUAUUUACCCACUAAAUCCCUCCUCCACUCCUCACACUGUGUAUCAUCAGAAGAAAAACAUCAGUCACCAUUGGCUUUCAGUCGCCAUCGGCAAGAACCUGUAGCCUUUCAGCAGCCAGUAGCGAUGUCCCUAGGCGCAUCAUUACUAACUGUCUGUUCUUUGACUCUUUGCAAACCCAGAGUAUUAUAUCAGUAGUGUCAUCUAGAUAUGUGUUUACAUCCCCAUGGGUCUAUCAGUGCAUUUUUUGUCCAGUGACUCUUAUUGUUUAAACAGCAUGAGCAGGCUCCAAGAUAAAUAAACUGUGUGCCUUUUUAAUCACUCGCCGUAGAGAUGAAUAGUUUGGCACAUGCUGACAUUGUCUUCAAGCUUACGCCUGCCUAAAGAAAACGUCAGUGUUGAUUGAACUCUCACAGGAUGGUAUUAAGCUCAGAGCUGUCCUGCAUGUGAGUUGAUUUAGUGCUGACGGCUGACUGUAAGGCACUGGGCCAGACAACGGUUCUUUGUUUGAGGCCAGUAUGAGCAGUGUGCAUCAGACCCUCAUCUGAGGAUCUGAAAUGCUAUGAAACAUUUCAGCUGUGAAGAAUAUAAAGACUGGAUUUUAGAUUUGGGCCAGUGCCACACAGGAGGAACAUGCAUUUCCAUAACCUCACGCUGAAGUGUUGGUGGUUUUGGUAGAUCAUUACACUGGUGGCGUUUUUAUUAUUAUUUUUAUUAUUUAUUUAUUUUGUGUGUGUGUGUGUGUGU
Molecule: messenger RNA, 1774 nt
Organism: Sinocyclocheilus grahami
Lineage: Eukaryota; Metazoa; Chordata; Actinopteri; Cypriniformes; Cyprinidae
Product: gamma-aminobutyric acid receptor subunit alpha-3-like
Exons: 4
Coding region: 153-839 (228 amino acids)
Biological process (GO): monoatomic ion transmembrane transport
Cellular component (GO): membrane
Molecular function (GO): monoatomic ion channel activity; GABA-A receptor activity
Source: RefSeq, a predicted model, not a curated record